Messenger RNA from Strongylocentrotus purpuratus (purple sea urchin), 5794 nucleotides. RefSeq names its product aprataxin and PNK-like factor (gene aplf). The record is from RefSeq and is a predicted model, not a curated record. Bases 319 to 2337 code for a protein of 672 amino acids. NCBI's taxonomy places the organism in Eukaryota, Metazoa, Echinodermata, Echinoidea, Camarodonta, Strongylocentrotidae. Gene Ontology annotation, cellular component: site of double-strand break; nucleus. Gene Ontology annotation, biological process: double-strand break repair. The transcript has 12 exons. Gene Ontology annotation, molecular function: 3'-5' exonuclease activity; protein binding; DNA-(apurinic or apyrimidinic site) endonuclease activity.
CUGUUGCUUUAUACGCACAUGAAUUUAAUCAUGAUCUCAGCGUGCGGAGCUAGCGUAGGUUGAAAGACCCCAGAAUAAUCUUCUAUAAACAAUGGCUCUGUAACUGAAACUUCCUGACGGCUUGACUCUGGUUCUCGGUGUUGAUAAACAACCAGCGCACAGCUCAGGGACGCGACGCCGUGUGUAGCCGGCUGAUUUGACUUCAUAUACAGCUGUGCAUCUGCACCGGCUUGUGUGUGUGCACGAGAGCGACAAAGACGUUCGAGCAAUUAUCGGGGGCCAUUUUUGCUAUAAAUUAAGAUUUCGUCUGAUUUGAAAAUGUCAGGCGUUGAGCUGAAGCCUAUCAACGAUGCAGGUGGAUCAAACAUUCUUCUUCCGUUGGGAAAAACGAACUUAGGAAGGGGCUCUUUCUUUGAGAUUGCAGAUAAACGUGUUUCCAGAAAUCAUGCCGUUCUUGAAGUGGAAGAUGGGAAAAUCAGAGUCAUGCCUAUUCAUACCAACCCCACAUUCUUCCACGGUGCAGGAGGCACCAAGUUGGCACCCUUAACCAAGGAUGUAUGGCAAGACCUCAAGAUUGGAGAUCGCAUUGCUCUCACGCCUGAUGAACACAUCUUUGAAGUGGUUAUUGAUGACAGACCUAUAGUACAAGAGACCCAAAAUCCUAGACUUUCUGCUGAAGGAGUCUCCCCCAUGAAGCAAACUUCACCAUUCAAGCAGACUACAUCACCCUCAUCGCAUCGCAACAAUGGAGUGGAAAAUGGCCAGUCUAAAGAAGAGGAUAAUGGUGGUGUCAAAGAGAAAUCAACCGAAAAAGAAGGAGAAAGUUCACCUGCUACAUCAAUUGAAGGCGAUGAUACCAGAGAUUCUACCACAGAUGGUAAAAAUACUACUGUAGAAAAAGAUAAAUCCAGCUCAAAGGUGGAGGAAACAGAGGAACCAGAUAAACAAGAGGAAGGGGAAUCUAAACAUGAUGAUAAAUCAAACAAGGGACCUGGCACGGUGGUGCUUGGCGAUACUGAGAUAGCACUUCCAGUGCAGAAAGAGAGGACACUCCCAGCCUGGAUGGCCGCUCCUCCCAAAGCAGAAGCAAAACGUGCAACCACCACAGGGACCCCAGCCAAGAAAGCAUCCCAUAAUGAAGACACUGCCACACCACAGAAAAGAGGACGAGGAAGGCCUGCUGGUGGUACAAAAGCUACACCUCAAGCCAAGAAGACACCUACCCAGGCUAAAGCACGGGCAAGAAAAUAUGUGGAUGAUGACGAUGAAGACUACCUGUCUGAAGACGAUAAGCCUGCCCCCAAGAAAGCCAAAACCUCGAGAUCUCAGAGGGGGUCUGCUAAGGUAGCGUCGUACGCUGAGGAUGAAUAUGAUGCCUUGGAUGAAGAGUGGAUCGCAUCUGAUGUGGACGAUGAUGGCAGCGAUUGGGAGAUGGAAUCACAGUCACAAUCACAUAAAAAGGGCAAGGGCAAGGGAAAAUCUCCAAAAGGUAAAUUUGUGAGUCCCAGAAAGCGGGGGAGACGCAAGAAGUAUGCACAAUCUAGUGAAGAAGAGGAAUGGAGCGAGGAAGAAGCCUACGUGCCCCGCCCUUCCAAACGUCGAGCAUCCUCAACCUCCAACUCACAACCUACAGGACAAGCGAAGAGAGGAAGAAAGGCCCGACAAGACAGUGAUUCUAGUGAGGAUGAGGAGGAGUAUGUACCAAAACAAACCAAAAGGACUCCUGCAAAAGCUCCUGCAAAAGCUCCUGCAAAAGCUCCUGCAAAAGCGAAAAAGGAUUCUGGUGGGAAUAAAAAACAUGAUGUGAGUAGCGAUGAAGAUGAUGAUGAUGAUGAAGCACCGAAGAAGAAACCAGAGAAAACAAAGAAGCCCAAAUCUUGCCAGUUUGGAAAACGCUGUUACAGAAAAAGUGCCGCUCACAUUGCAGAGUAUUGCCAUCCAGGAGAUCCGGACUACCGAUCAGAUGGAGAUGAAGGAGAUGAAGAAGAUGAUUAUGACAGGCCUGAGUGUGAAUAUGGAACAUCUUGCUAUAGGAAAAGUGAUGAACACAAGACAUUUUAUAAGCACACUAAGCCACCACCCAGACCCAAGAGAGAGGCAGCCCAAAAAGUCUUGAAGACGGCAGGAUUCAGCGACGAUGAAGAGGAUGAUGAUGAACCCAACACGUACGACCGCACUGAUAGUUUCUUGAACGAUGAUGUCUCGGACUCAGCCUCUGUGCCUGCAAAGCAGUCUGAUGAUUCAGACUGGGAUCCAACAGAGGGUAGUCAAGAUUUGAGAGACCUUCAGAAAGAUGCCAAGGAGUUUAUGGGCAACAAGAAGAUGCAGAAGACAUAGACUUCUUCAAUGACUACACCCGCCUGAGACAUACAAAUCAAAUGCAGUUCUAAUCUUAAUUUAAAAUGAUAUUUUCUCUAAUUGAAUUGCAUUGACAAUCAAUAAAGAGUAAUUGUUCUAGAUAUAAUGGUAAAUGGUUCGCACCGAAUCCUAUAUAUCUGUUUUGAAAAUUAAAACGUGACACGUGAUGAUUUGAUUUUUGACCUGGAUUUAUUCAAACUGGUACAUGUAUGCUUAUGUUGUGUUCACAUUCCAAAUUCAUUUAGAGGGGAAGCAAAUUUGGAUAUUGGGAUAGUCACCUCAAGAUUACUAGUAUGACUGGUACAUACCAGCUUGUCUAAAUUUUGAGGAAAAAAAAAAAUUACAUUGGUGAGUGAUUUAUGAUUAAUUAUUAAAUCGUUGAUAAUUUUGCAUCAAUUGUAUUCAUUCCUUUCUUGAACAUCUGAGUCACCCAUGAUCAGAUUUUGAUGUAUUCGGGAUGUUUACUUCUGUUUUUGAGUGACUUGAGAAAACUAUGAAGCAAACUGUAUGAUCCAAUACCUUUGAAUUGUCUGUACAUUUAUCUGAGCAAUGGAAAUGCAAAGGACAGUUGAAAUCAUGUAACAACAAUAGUUACUGUAAAUUAACAAUGUGCUGUAUUUUCUUUUUAAAACAAAUAUAUUUUCUUGAAUCUUGCAGAUGUUGGCAUGCAUGUAGAUUGUUUGAAGACUAUACUACAAUAUUCUUAACUUCUGCAUAUUUUAGUAUAACUGGUAAGUCAAAAUGGAGUGGGUGCAACAUUUAACAUCUUAUGAGUAUUUUUUUAAUUAUUACUCAUGAACACAAUGAGAUCCUAGUUGUGAGGUUUGUUAAGCUAAUGUAGUGAGAUAGUGUUCAAUUUCUUGUUGUAAAUGUAGGUGAAUGAUGAUUUCUGCAUGAUAGUCUGUACAUUUUUAGAUCAUAAUUCUUGAGUGACAUCUGGAUUACCUUUAGAUCUUUCCCUUGUCUAUUCCUGUAUGAGUAAUGAUUGAUGUGAAAUGAGUAUUAUCUUUCUUAGAUUGAUUUAUUAAGUAUUAAGUUUUUGUAACUUGCCAAAUCCUGAGAAUUCUGUAAUUAUUGAGUUUCCUUUGCUCUUGUUCAAUAAUUAGAACCUUUAUCCUCUUAACCUUUUAAAAUUUUGAAACAAUGACUGUCACUUUUGAGUGAAGUGCAAUAAUGCCAGCAAGAAACAUUGAAUCUCAUAAUUGUAAAAUGUAAAUAUAGUAGAUGCAUAAAGGUAAAGCAAAUGAAUUAUUAAUGUAAUGUAAUGUAUGGUAUUGUAUGAAAAAAUAAUCUACAAAUGAUGGCCCUUCCUCAUAACACAUAUAUGUUAAUCUUAUCUCUGGUUCAAAUUCCUUUUAUUAACAAAAAAAGAAAUAACCAAUGCCAGUCUAAGAAUAAGCCUUGAUAAUAUAUUUAAAUUGAAUUUUAAUCGAAAAGAAAUAGAAUUAUAGAUUGCCCUUAUGGGCGAUUCAGUUCUCAUAUUUUAAUAAGAUAUUCUACAAGAGGAAACUAUGGCACAUUGAAUUUGACAUUUUGCUGACAUACCGAUUAAGUUUUUCCGUCAGUAAAUGUUUAUUCUGUGCUUGUGUUAAUGUGUUUUUGGUAUGUAGGUAUGUCAUAUUGUGGAUCAUGAUGAAUGUUGUAUACUGUAUUAGGUUAAGAACACAUGUAUUUCGGAUGUUAUUUUUUUAUACUCUAUUGUAAUUAUGCACCAGCUAUUGAAAUUUCGAUUUGUGUAAGGAAUGAGGCGAUUAAUCUGAUAAGUGAUUUAUCUGUCUUUUGUAUAAUGUACAAAGGUUUAGUUCUGUGCCAGAUACUGGUACCUCUGAUCGUUGUGAAAUGUCUGAAAUAUGGCUAUGAGCAUAGUAAUUGCUUGGAUACUUUGCAAAUGGCAUGCCUAUCUUCUUUAUUCGUAACGAACCUUUCUUCCCAAAUUUAUUUUAUGUCUUCUCAAACGUGUCAGGAUAAACUACAUCUAUUGAUUUCUGAGGUAAUGAUGCACAUUUAUCACUUUAAAUGUUGAAUUCAUGUCAUAUGAAACUUGUGUUUUUUAUCACGGGCACUAGUGCAGUUAGUAUGUUAACAGUGUUCACUGGAUUACAGAUAUAUUAUCUUAAUUUUUCUUGUGGCAAUUACAAGAAUUGUUCUACAUACACUCAGCAAAAAAAAGUAACAUUGGACACUAUAUAUAAUUAAGAUAUUUAAAUAAAUGUUUAAUGUAAACUUAUCUUUCAUAUAAUUAAAUGAACAUAAAUCAUUCCUUUUUAAGACGAUAUGCAAUUGGAAUCGUACCAUUCAUACAUGAGAGAGCUUAGCCAUGUAACAAUAAAUGAGUCUCUAAAAGAAAAUUGAAAAAUGGGGCAUCUGGCCAUUAAAAUGUUAAGCAUUUCCAUCUUAUAGAGUCAACUUAAAACAAUGUAUCUCAAAAGUUUGCUGUUCCGAGACUUUUUUCUCAUUAAUUGAUUUUGCAAGAAUAUUGUACAGAUGCACUUUUAACACUUGAAUGGUCACUUGCUCUGUUUUUGUAAUUUUCUUAAUCUCAUUUUAUUAUAUAGUUUAAUAAAGUGCGUCCACCUUCUUUUUUUUUUGCCGAGUGUAUUAGGACCCCAAGCAGUUACACGGAUAAGACAAAUUAGGCCCAAUCUAAAAUGAACGUGACCCAUUUUGAUUCACAUAAUUUCAUUUGCAAAAUGCGCUGGAUGAAUUGCCAACCACAUGAUAAACUUUGUCAGAAAAUAAAUGAAAAACUUUGUUUGUGUCAGUAAAAAUUGAUACGUUUAUUCAGUGAGUUGCACUUGUAAAAUGAAGUUGUAUGGUUAGUUUUCACUUUCUCAACACUAUAUAAUAGUGAUGUAUUGAUGGCGCGAUUUAAUUCCAACCCCUAACAGAAGAAAUAAAAUUGAAAUCAAAAGUUUUGUAUGUAUUAUUACAUUUUUUAUUGUAUUACAUAAAAAAAGCAUUGUAAUUCACUGACAAUAAAGAUACAUGUAUUUUACAAGUUUUGACACUGUACAUACGGGUCCAUAUCAUGAAUUCUUAAAUGGAUGUUUUUAUUUUUUUAGCUUCCAUUUCCCAUAAAUAGACCAGUUUACUAUUUACACUGCAGGUAUACUUAACAAAGUGUCCUCUUGACAAUGAUUGUAAGAGGUUCAUUCACAUAGCAACAACUAAUUAAAGGUGAUAAGAAGUCAUUGGAGAAAAUAUCUGAACAUUGAGUAUAUUACUAAACUGGUCUGUUAUAAGCAAUUUUAUGUUUGCAUGUUUGAAAUACAUGUAAGAGUAAACAUAGAGUUACUAGCUGUACACAACCAGGUAAACUAUUGUAGCCAAGUAAUGCUGCUUCUUUCACAUUUUAUUGACAUGUCAGAUGUACUAAAUGUAUCCUUGAUGCUCCAUGCUUGAAUUGAAAUAAAAUCACCCAAGUUUUAUAACAGUA